Chara braunii is the source of this 792-nucleotide messenger RNA. Lineage: Eukaryota; Viridiplantae; Streptophyta; Charophyceae; Charales; Characeae. The record is from the annotation of a GenBank genome assembly.
CCAAGACUCUGUCUAUUCUGAGAGCGACUAUGGCGCUGCACGGCUAUAGGCCUGGUUAUUGGUAUCACCAGGCCUGGUGGAAACCCAUGUCUGGGGAAGGGCCCUGGAUCACUGUCAUGCUCAACUACGAUGGGGGUGAUGAAGUGAGGAUGAAGACUAAUGUUGAAAGGGCUAAAGAGGUGGAGAUGAGGACUUAUGGAAAACUGCAGGAUGCGAUCACAGAGGCGAAAGACCGUGCGGAGAGGCGUUGCAGGAGGGAUGGAGUGACUGCAAGGUUGCAGGUAACGGUCUCGUAUCAUGAGACCGAAACCUCAAUGGAUACAACGGACCUGGAACAAGCCCACGUGGACAGAAACUCGGGUGGUGAGAGUGAAAUGAGCGAAGCGGGGGACCGGGAGACGGACCUCAGGUCCUGGAAUAGGCCAGGCGAGGUCCAGAGGCAUCACCGAGCCGCGAAGCCGGUGGAAGAGGGACCCGAGGCCAGCUCUCGACGGCUGACGCCCAGAGGCCGCGGGACAGGUUCUGGCCGGAAGAAGGGAACAUAUCAGUAGCAUUCGGUGGGUGACCAGAGUCACAGUUUGCACCUAGGCAUAUCAGGGUGGAAGCGCCUGAUGCUAAUUGGCAAAGAAAAAAAAAGAAAGAUGAACUUGUGUCCGGAUAGUUGAUGCAGUUCCAGGGCCAACUGAGCUGGCCUCAAAACCUUGAACUGAGGGACUGAACCAAGGGGCUGUCUAUGGCAGAAACUUUCACAGUCCUGCUCCUAUACCCGGUGAAUCAAUGGUAACCUCCAGU